AUGGCUAUUCUGGGAGGAUAUGCAGUUAUGAAUAGACAAGUCACCAAUCUCCUUCUCAGUAGAAGCAGACUAAUUUCUCUGGGAAUAACUUCAAAUGGCAGCAGUAUUCAAAGGAAUGUAUCCAAACCCCAACAGGCAGCUCAACAUGACAUAGUCUUACAGAACAGAAGAGGUUUCAGAACUCUAAUUAAUGAUGUUUCAAGUAAAAUUCAAAAUGUAACCAGCGGUUUCCGAAAAGGUAACACAGGACUAGUGCUAGAAGGAAUAACUGGUCUGAGACACUGCCCCUACCCAGCAUUGGUUUUGGGGGUAUCAGGACUUAUUCCUUUUGUGGGUGCCCCAGGAUUAAUGAUGAUCAUAGGACAGUCAUCUGUAGCAUUCUUAGCAAAUGCCCAGAUGGUAUAUGGAGCUUGUAUUUUGUCUUUCCUGGGUGGGGUGAGAUGGGGAUUUGGUGUUUGUGAGGGAAAGACAACUCCAAAAGAAUGGGACAACAUGAGGAAUAUGACAAUCAGUAUUGUCCCUUCUCUGGUGGCAUUCAGUGCCCUCUUGUGUCCUGAGCCUGUUUCUCAGAUCAUCAUUAUGCUGGGUCUGACUGGAGUCGGGUGCCACGACGCGGUGACCGAGUCAUAUCCCCCCUGGUUUAGAGGAUUACGCAUGCUCUUAACUGUGGUGGCUGUCAGCAGCUUUAUUCUUACAUUUUCUUGUAAAGCAAGACUAAAAUCUAAAGACUCUCUGAAACAAUCUCCCAAAGAUUCUCUCAAAGACUCAGAACCUGUAACUGAUAAUGAACAACCACAACAGAUCUCAGAAAAGACGGAAUAAAUAUUAAUAUAUGUGAAAUGUAUAUAGGUAUUAUGUAUAAUAAUUAAUUUAAUUUCCUGCCAGUGAAUUUUUUAACUGUAUGCAGUAUGUUUUUUGUAUUUUACAUAUAAUUUGUUUUUAAUUAAAUCUAGAUUGGAAUAUUGAUAUAUAGAUAAUUAAGAUUUGAGAAUUAAGUGUUUUUAUGACAAAACAAGACAUGUUUCUUCCUUUCUUUCACUUUAUUAAAUACCCAAGGUUAAACAUG
Molecule: messenger RNA, 1066 nt
Organism: Saccostrea cuccullata (small rock oyster)
Lineage: Eukaryota; Metazoa; Mollusca; Bivalvia; Ostreida; Ostreidae
Product: transmembrane protein 69-like
Exons: 1
Coding region: 1-822 (273 amino acids)
Source: RefSeq, a predicted model, not a curated record